Phoenix dactylifera (date palm) is the source of this 2559-nucleotide messenger RNA. Its product is annotated as DEAD-box ATP-dependent RNA helicase 53-like. The record is from RefSeq and is a predicted model, not a curated record. Gene Ontology annotation, cellular component: cytosol. Gene Ontology annotation, molecular function: ATP binding; nucleic acid binding; RNA helicase activity. Lineage: Eukaryota; Viridiplantae; Streptophyta; Magnoliopsida; Arecales; Arecaceae.
UUUCCGUGAGGUUUAUACCGUAUUCUGCCUCCCCCUUCUCUUCUCCUUCGCUCUUUUCCUCAAAACCCUAGCUGUUUUCUUGGGUUUAUCUUCCCCUCUCUCUUCUUCCAGGAUUCUACCCCAAAAUGAUGAAUUACUUGUUCCGGAGGUCGGGCCUCGAUCGCCUCCUCGGCGUCGAGGCAAACCCUAGCCGCCCUCGUCUCGUCGGAAUUACUCCGUUUGCCGUCGUUGAUCCCGUCGGAGCCCGUCUUUUCCGCCCCCGCCGCCGUUUCCCGUCCAUCCCAUCCGUUUCAGGGCUCCGCGGCCGUGGAGAAGCUCGGGUUUGGUGGCCUUCGAAGAAGGGAGUUCCAUGUCUCGGCGGGGCCGCUGGGGUUCAGGGCUACGGACGUCGCGCGAGCGGAGUACGCUGUGGAGGAGUUCUAUGAUGAGGAGAAGGGAGUGCAAAGGAGGGGACGAGGGGCUGGAGAUCGCCAGGCUAGGGAUCUCGCAGGAGAUUGUCUCUGAUCUCGCGAGGAAGGGAAUCACGAAGCUUUUUCCUAUACAGAGAGCUGUCCUUGAACCAGCAAUGCAAGGACAAGACAUGAUUGGUCGGGCGAGGACUGGGACGGGGAAAACUCUUGCUUUUGGUAUUCCUAUCAUGGAUAAAAUUGUCCGCUUUAAUGCUAAGCAUGGGCGAGGUAGGAAUCCUUUGGCCAUAGUCUUGGCACCUACUAGAGAACUUGCUCGACAAGUGGAGAAGGAAUUCAGGGAAUCUUCCCCCUUGGACACGCUCUGUGUCUAUGGAGGUGUACCAAUUCAAAGUCAAAUGAGAACACUUGAUUAUGGUGUUGAUGUUGUAGUAGGAACGCCUGGACGAAUUAUCGAUUUGCUUAAGAGGGGUGCCUUAAAUUUGUCAGAAGUCCAAUUUGUUGUUCUUGAUGAAGCUGAUCAGAUGCUUGCUGUGGGGUUUGAUGAAGAUGUAGAGAUAAUAUUAGAAAAAUUACCCCCGAACCGUCAAAGCAUGAUGUUCUCUGCAACAAUGCCAAGUUGGAUUAGAAGGCUUACCCAGAAAUACCUAAAAGAUCCAGUUACUAUUGACCUUGUUGGUGACUCUGACCAAAAAUUAGCGGAAGGAAUUACUCUUUACUCAAUUGCUUCAGAUAAUUAUUCAAAGCCAUCAAUUCUUGGGCCAUUAAUAAAGGAACAUGCUAAAGGAGGCAAAUGCAUAGUGUUCACUCAAACAAAACGUGAUGCAGAUCGGCUGGCUUAUGUUAUGGGUCGGAGUUUUGGAUGUGAGGCUCUUCAUGGUGACAUUUCACAGAAUCAGAGAGAGAGAACACUUGCUGGCUUUCGGGAUGGUCGCUUUAAUAUUUUAAUAGCUACGGAUGUUGCUGCUCGUGGAUUGGAUAUACCUAAUGUUGAUUUGGUGUUACACUAUGAACUACCGAACACAUCUGAGCUAUUUGUUCAUAGAUCCGGUCGAACGGGGCGAGCUGGGAAGAAAGGAAGUGCCAUUCUUAUUUACACUAAUGAGCAAACUCGAGCUGUCAGGGGCAUUGAGCAAGAUGUUGGAUGCAAGUUUACCGAGCUUCCAAGAAUUACAGUAGAGGGUGGAGGUGAAGACAUGUUCGGUGGCAUGGGUGGUCGGUUUGACACCUACGGAGGUGGCCGAAUGGGUGGCUCAGGUUUUAGUCGUGGAGGUGGUUAUGGUGGCUCUGGAUUUGGCCGUUCUCGCAGUUUUGAUGGUUCUGGUGGCUUUGGUGGUUCCUCUGGCCGCAGCACUAGAUAUGGCGAAUCUGGGUCAGGCCGUUUUGGUUCCUUUGGUGGUUCCAGUUCAGGUCAAUAUGGUGGGUUUGGUGGUUCUUCCUUUGGCAGAUCUGGUGGUUUUGGUAACUCAGGUUCAGGGCGUGCUGGUGGUUUUGGAGAUUCCGCUUCCAGGCGUUCUGGUAGUUUUGGUGACUCUGGUUCAGGGCAUUUUGGUAGCUCCGGUGACUCAAGCUCAAGACAUUUUGGUAGUUUUGGCAACUCUGGUUUUGACCGUUCUAGCAGUCUUGGUGGCAACUCCAGCCCAAAUGGUGGCUUCGGUGGAUCUGGUGCAAGCAAUUUUGGCACUUAUGGUGGAGGUUCUGGAAAGGAUAAUGCUGAUGAUGCUUGGCCAGGAAGAUCUUUUAUGAGUUCAUCUUAGGCUUGUAUUCUACUUAAUAUUGAAAUUGUAGUGGAUGACAGUAUUCCUUAGAGGUCUGAUUUCCAGACAACAGCAACAGAAGCCAGUUGGCUUCGGUGAGGGAUCAGCAUCCGGUUUCAUUUCUCCACCAAGAGGGCCUCAGGACAAGUUUACAGCUAGAUAUACGAGGCUAUAAACUAUGAAGCUUCAGGUUCUUUUAACUACCAAGGAUAGUAAUUUUUAUGUUUCUACCAUCAAUUGAUGUAUGAUUGGUGAUUUUUGGGAGCUGUAUACUUGUAGGCUACACCAAGAAUCAUAUGACUUUUAAAAUUUUUGUUCGUCCUGUUUUGUCUUAUUAUAUUCCUAUCAUGAAAGAGGAUUGCAUUUUGAUAGUGUUUGUUGGCUGACUGAUCGUA